Zingiber officinale is the source of this 2085-nucleotide messenger RNA. Its product is annotated as apoptosis inhibitor 5-like protein API5. The coding region runs from base 213 to 1856 and encodes 547 amino acids. The transcript is spliced from 16 exons. The record is from RefSeq and is a predicted model, not a curated record. Gene Ontology annotation, molecular function: mRNA binding. Gene Ontology annotation, biological process: regulation of programmed cell death. Lineage: Eukaryota; Viridiplantae; Streptophyta; Magnoliopsida; Zingiberales; Zingiberaceae. Gene Ontology annotation, cellular component: nucleus.
AUUCAGCUACCUGAACUAUCGCAACAGAUAAAAUAAAAAAACCAUCAGGCCAUGGAUCGGGGCGCGACCGCCGCCCCAAGGUCUUUCUAAACCCCACAACCUCUCCCUUAUCGGCAUCCACGGCCCUCCUCCGCUUCCUCCCGACCUCCGCCAUUCCACCUUUCUGCUAGACGAGGAGAGAGCGAGAGUCGUCUUCUCGCCGCCUGCCCGCUAUGGCCUCCGAUUCCGCUGCCGAUGCCGCUGAAGUCGAGAGGCUCUACGAAUUCGGGGAGUGUCUCAACGAGGCCAAAGACAAGACUCUGCAUGAGGGUGAGUAUCAAGGUAUCAUCGCGGCGGUGAAGGGGCAGAGCGUGAAGGCGAAGCAGCUGGCCGCGCAGCUCAUUCCGCGGUUUUUUAAGUUCUUCCCCAGCCUCGCUACCGAUGCCAUGACUGCGCAGUUUGAUUUGAUUGAAGAGGAUGAACUCGGGAUCAGAAUACAAGCUAUUCGAGGUCUUCCUCUUCUGUGCAAGGAUACCCCUGAAUAUAUAUCCAAAAUUGUGGAUGUUCUUGGACAACUCUUAAUAUAUGAGGAAAAUGUGGAGCGUGAUGCGGUGCAAAAAUCCUUGAUGACCCUUCUAAGGCAUGAUGUAAAAGCUUCUUUAACAGCUUUGUUUAAGCAUAUUGAGAUAGGAGCAGAGAAUGUUCGUGAGAAGGUUAUUUGUUUUCUUAAGGACAAGGUGUUUCCUCUCAAGGCUGAACUUCUAAGGCCUCAAGUGGAAAUGGAAAGAUAUGUUACUGAUUUGGUGAAAAAGAGCUUACAAGAUGUAACUGGUGCUGAGUUUAAGUUAUUUAUGGAUUUCCUGAGGAGUUUUAGCAUUUUUGGUGAUGGCGUGCCUCCAGAAAAUAUGCAAGAACUGAUUGAGAUUAUUGAAGGACAGGCUGACCUAGAUGCUCAAUUCAAUGUUGAAGAUGUUGAUCAUAUUGACAGACUGAUUUCCUGCAUGUGUAUGGCUCUUCCUUUUUUUGUGAGAGGUGCCUCAAGCAGCAAGUUCCUCAAUUAUGUCAACAAACACAUAUUACCUGUAUUUGAUAAGCUUCCUGAAGAGAGGAAAUUAGAUUUGCUCAAGAAUCUUGCUGAAACUUCACCUCGUGCAAGCGCUCAGGAUUCACGUCAACUUCUUCCAUCCAUUGUAACACUAUUAAAGAAGUACAUGCCUCUGAGAAAGACGGAAGAACCUAAAUAUAACUAUCUGGAGUGCUUACUAUACUCAUUUCACCAUUUAGCGCACAAGACCCCAAACACUACCAAUAGCCUUUGUGGGUACAAGAUUGUUACUGGUCAGCCUUCAGACCGGCUGGGAGAGGACUUUUCAGAGAAUUACAGAGAUUUCAUUGAGAGCAGAUUGAAAUCCACGGAAGAAUUUGUGAAGAAUUCCAUGAAGAAAUUAAACCACGCCAUGAAUAAUCACAACAAAGCAAUGUCUUCAGCAAAGACACAAGAGGCAAAGGCUAAGAUAAAAAUCGAGCAGCAGCAAAGUACAUCAGCAUUACGCAUCUGCAACAAUAUACUGGCAAUGACCCAGCCAUUACACGCAAAAGCACCUUCAUUCAUCGGAGACGAAAAAAUAAACCUAUCAUGGAAGGAACCAGUGAAACAAUCAUCAGCUUCAACUGCUACAGGGAGUAAGAGGAAUGCAUCUGUCAAUGGGUUAAAUGCAAGCACUGGAACUAACAAAAAGGCACGUGGUGAGGGAAUCGUGCAAAACAAGCUCGUCGACAGAGCAUUGCAAGGUUUGUCUCAGGCUGGUGGUAGGAGAAAUGGAAGAGCAGGAAGAAGUUGGGGAGGGCGAGGCAGAAAAGCAAGAGGUUUUCCUUAAGUUUCCUAGGAAAUCAAUCAAUAGGAUGGCUCCAUCAGGAAAUGCCUCAUCACACCUUUUUUUUUUUAUCAAGAUCGAUACCAGGCAAAAACAUUGAUGUUCAUUCCGCUGUUUGUAUGGUUGUAGCAGAAGACAGCACACGCUUCACUUAAUGAUUUUGAGACAAGUAAAAACGUGUUGUAACAUUUGUUUAUUCAUCGUAGUUCUCUUUUAUAGCGUGAUUUGAAAA